UUCCUAUAAAUAUCUAUCUUAUACCACACGCAUCUGGCAAAGAAAUGCCGACCUUUUAAUUCCUCCCCCGAUCCCUCGUCCCAAACCCUAGCCCCUCGAUCCUCCGCUCCGCUCCGCUCCGCUCCGCUCAAUCUGAUCGCUCACCCUGCUCCUCUCCUGCUCCCCAUGUCGCCUUCCUCGCCGGCCGUCGCGAAGAUCUGCUUCAACUCCCAAUGCAAGGAGCCGCUGCAAGACCCGCCGCUCGCCAGGAGGAAAGGCUGGCGCCUGCGCUCCGGCGAGAUCGCCGAGCUCUGCGACCGAUGCUCCUGCACUUUCGAGCAGGGUAAUUUCUGUGAAACGUAUCACUCCGACGAUGGGGGUUGGAGGAACUGCGAAGCGUGCGGCAAGCGAGUGCACUGUGGAUGCAUCGUCUCAAUCACUGCUUAUGUGCUUCUUGAUGCUGAUGGCGUUCACUGUGCUGCAUGUGCAACGAAGCCUUCUGCCCCUGUGAGUAGGGAAAAGGAAGAUCUUCCGACGAAAGAUGCCUUUCCUGGGCAAAAACGUUCAAAGACCUCUGCUGCAACCGCGAAUUCGCCUCAUCCAUCGCCGAUCAUCUUGACUCUACCCUCUGCCCAGGACGAGGUUGUCUCGACGGCCACUUCUUCCCCUGCUGACCCGAUAUUAUUGGAGGGUCGUCUAGCAGAUGCUUGGGCGGAUGCAAGGAACCAACUCAGCGAGCUCUCUUUAGUGCGCAAAUACUCUUAUCAACAAAUCAAACAUUGGGCGAUGAGUAUGAGUGUGGCUCAACACUUAUCUACCUUGCCAAAGUCAGCUGUCUCCAGUGCUUCUGAACAGAUGAAGGCGGUGGAUAGUCAAUUUCAAGAAACUCAAAGACUGGCCAAAGGCGAACUUGAGAAAGCAUCCAAGUUGAAGACCGCCCUAGAUAUUUCUAAAGCGAAACUCCAGUUUGAAAUGACUAUCCGGGCGAACAUGGAAAUGGAGCUAGACGAGCAAAUUGCAAAGAGUUCACAUUUGUCCGCUCAGCUGCAGCUAGACUCCCUACGCUCGGACCUAGCAACUAUCCUAAUUGAAUUAAUAGCUGUUCAGGCGGAGUUGGCCGUAUAUCGAGCGGAGGAGGAUGAAUGCUUUGAGACGUGGAAGGAAGACCUUUUCAAAACACGGGAAUUUAACGUACUCCUUGCCCGCUGCAUCACCAUAGUCAUUCUCCUGGGAGCGAAGGGUACAGUGGAACUAUUGAAAGAAGGUGGAUUUUUAAAUGCUGAUCCUCCUGCCAAUUGUUUGGAUCUCAAGAGGAUACUUAGUAGUUAUCCAUCUGACCUGUUUCACGACUUCCUAUAAUCUGUCUUAGUUUCUUAGUGACCUACUGUAAGUUAAACUCUAGGUUCUUGUUAAAAUUGUCAAAAGGGUUUUGACUUUAAAAUUUGAUUGCUUACUAACUUGUAUUUUUC
Zingiber officinale is the source of this 1448-nucleotide messenger RNA. RefSeq lists its product as uncharacterized. The transcript is spliced from 4 exons. Lineage: Eukaryota; Viridiplantae; Streptophyta; Magnoliopsida; Zingiberales; Zingiberaceae. The record is from RefSeq and is a predicted model, not a curated record. Bases 166 to 1338 code for a protein of 390 amino acids.